AUGGGUCACGGAUCCAAGAAGACAAACAAGGUGCCACGCAAAAAGAAGGUGACUUUUGGCAUCGAUGAUGGUAACCCAUGGAAGGGCCCUUACCUGCAUCAAGAGUACCAGCAGUUAUACUACUAUCGACUGGGUGCAGAUGGUGAGACAGAGUUCGAUUGGAUCGUUGAAUCAGAGGACCAGCAGCUAGAUUCAGCCAUCCCAAGAGACGAGUCUCUCGACGUGGCGGGAAGCUUUGACAACCUCGACAUCAAUGACAUUCCUGGUAACGAUGGUGAUGCCGUGGACUCUGCCGAUGCGAGUUCCUUGCCCGGUUUCACACUAUCCACAACGCAAGCAAAUAAGUCUCAAACACACGCACAAGGGCUAGAUAGCACCGACGACUAUAUUGAGCUUGGGCAGACCCACUAUGGUGACAAUAAGGUAGUGUCGGGAUCAUACAGGAGAGAAAAGGAGCUAGCGCAUCCCGAAAGCUGGGAGACUUUCCAGAACCCUGGCUUGAACGUGAACGUUGCGUUUCCAUUAGACCCAAAAGGUAAAGGGGUUGCCGGCUGGGAUGAUGAUGAUGAUGUCGAAGGAAGCGAGUCUCAGUCUAACAUGGUACCAAUAGCUGAGGACCCAUAUCUUCAGCUCUACCAGAACGAUGAUGAUUACUCGGAAGAUAUCCAAGACCAUGACCUACAGUAUGGCAUGGACCAAAGUCGGCAAGAAAGCCGCCACCCUCGUCGCCAUGGAGAGCCCUCGAGUUCUAACAGUAAUACUCGCAAUGCGGCUGGUUCUGGCCGGCUGGCUUACCGAAAAGAAAAAUCUUACAAAUUCCAACCUGGAGAGGUUUUCAAGUGCGAAUGGGCUGAGCCGCUUGGUGACAUGGGCCCAGUGACCGAAAUACAAAGUAAAGACCCAAGGGAUGGUUUUUACAUCGGCCCCCGACGAUGGAUCAUCAUCGCGACAGACCACGGCAACAGUUCUUGCGUUCCAAUUUUAACGUACGAACGAAGAGCAUGCACAAAGCCGGGCAUACGUCCUGAGUCGCACGGUAUCGCUCACAGCUCCACAGACUACCCUCAGUUAAUCUCAGGGGAACAAUCGCUUGGCUUUGAGCCCGUGUCAAUCCUUAUGACGAACAAUGAAAAGUUGUCCAUUGAAUCUCGAGUCAAUUACUCCAAGCUUCAGACAAUAGAACACAACGCACGGGUCAAAUUCAUCGGUUCUGUCGCGAGUGAAUCUUUGCGGGUCGUACAGGACGCGGUCGAUGAAUGUUGGAGGAGGAAACAGAUGACCCCAUCGCAGAAACGCCACACAUCAAAGGAUAAACGCAAGGAUAAAUACCGCAAGAGAUAAUGGUCCACUCUCGAACGCAAACGGGACAUUGACCGUAACGUUCGUCCGCGCCACGUUGGACAAUCGCGGGCUUGCCAUCAAGGCUACCGAUCAGAAUUACGUUAAACGGGGACGCUGUGCAGCUGGAUCAAUGUCAGCACAGUGUCCGCACAACAGUCUAUUUUUGGGGAGGAGUUAAUUGCUCGUUCCCCGGGGGGCUUACAUAGGGACUUUUAAGCCGCUUUCGGAUGAGGGUUGCUAGGUCUUUACCUUCAGGAACAAGAUUGACAUGAUAGGCGAAGGACACAUUGGGCUCGAGGUGGUGGUAUGAAGCCUCAAUGUCUCCUAUAUUAGGUAUACGCCGCUGCUGCUGAUUGCGGCUUCGGGGGCUUUUCGGCACACCUUCGUUAUGGAUGUUGAUUGCGGCAC
Molecule: messenger RNA, 1749 nt
Organism: Truncatella angustata
Lineage: Eukaryota; Fungi; Ascomycota; Sordariomycetes; Amphisphaeriales; Sporocadaceae
Exons: 7
Coding region: 1-1341 (446 amino acids)
Source: RefSeq, a predicted model, not a curated record